Astyanax mexicanus (Mexican tetra) is the source of this 3721-nucleotide messenger RNA. RefSeq names its product cadherin-related family member 1a (gene cdhr1a). Gene Ontology annotation, biological process: multicellular organism development; adherens junction organization; calcium-dependent cell-cell adhesion. The coding region runs from base 115 to 2709 and encodes 864 amino acids. The transcript is spliced from 17 exons. The record is from RefSeq and is a predicted model, not a curated record. NCBI's taxonomy places the organism in Eukaryota, Metazoa, Chordata, Actinopteri, Characiformes, Acestrorhamphidae. Gene Ontology annotation, cellular component: adherens junction; catenin complex; plasma membrane. Gene Ontology annotation, molecular function: calcium ion binding; cadherin binding.
AGAGUCUGCUUUAGCUUCUUUCAGUUCACAAUAAACACCUUCAGAGGAACACUCGCUUAGCUCCUGCUACUAGUGCUUUCCUUGGCCUAUAUAUUUUUUUAUUGGCUUUUUAGGAUGAAUAUUGAUAAUGGAAUACUUUUUUCACCGCUUUGUUUCUUAGUGCAUGUCUGCUUUGCACAGAGUGAUUAUGCCCCAUAUUUUUAUGACAAUGGACCCAACAGUAACAAUGGUAAUUUAGCCCUGUUCAGUCUUUCAGAAGACACACCAAAGGGAACACAGAUAUAUAUUCUAAAUGGAACGGAUCCAGAAGGCCAACCUGUAAGAUAUGGCUUGGCCUUUGAUCCGGGAUCUAAAGAAUAUUUUCGAGUUGAUCCCAAAUCUGGAGUGGUAACUCUGGUAGAAGAACUUAACAGAGAGGCACAGGAUGAGAUUGAGGUCCUUGUCAGUAUUUCAGAUGGCCUUAAUAAAGUUGUUGAAAAGGUACGAGUGUUUGUCAUGGAUGCUAAUGAUGAGCAACCAGUGUUCCAGAACAUGCCCUCCAUUGUGGAUGUGCCAGAGAGCACAGCUUCAGGGAGCAGCAUCUACAAAGUGCAUGCUGUUGAUAAAGAUACAGGCUCAGGUGGAUCUGUCACCUAUUUCCUUCAGAGCAAUAACCCAAACAGCAAGUUUGCUAUUGACCGCCAUAGUGGAGUGCUGAGGAUAAAACCGGGUCAGAACCUGGACUAUGAGAGGUCCAGGACGCAUUUCAUCACUGUGGUGGCAAAGGAUGGAGGUGGAAAUCAUAAUGGGAGAGUCCAGGUGAUGUCAUCCUCUGCAACCUUAACAAUCAAUGUGAUUGACAGUCAGGACACUCCUCCCAUCUUUGUGGGAACACCUUACUUUGGCUAUGUUUAUGAAGUUUCUUCACCUGGGUCUGAAAUAUUCACUGUUUUUGCUAAAGAUGGAGAUAUGGAAAAUCCUAAUCUAAUUGUUUAUUCUAUUCAAAAUGGAGCUGAUGAUGUAUUUGCCAUCAACAAAACAAGUGGAUGCAUCACUCUUCUUGAUUAUCCAGCCCAUUUGAGAAGGGAAAUAUUUAAUAUCAAAGUCAAGGCUUCAGAAGUGAAUUCUGAAGGAGAUCUCAUGGACUCUUCUGUCACCACUGUAACCAUUCGAGUAGUGGACCUGAAUAACCACCCCCCUACAUUUUAUGGAGAGGACGGCCCACGGAACGUGUUUGAGAUGACCAUGUAUGAGCAUCCUCCAGAAGGAGAGAUACUGAGGGGCCUGAAAAUCACUGUCAAUGAUUCAGACCAGGGAGCAAAUGCAAAGUUUAAUCUGAGGCUGGUGGGCCCUGGAAGAAUGUUGAAAGUGGUCCCACAGACGGUCCUUAAUGAAGCUCAAGUCACCAUAUUAGUAGAGGACUCUGCUGCUAUUGACUAUGAGAAAUCUCAGACUCUGAUAUUUAAGCUGCUUGCAGUGGAGAUUGACACUCCUGAGAGAUUCAGUGCCACUGCCGAUAUAGUGAUAAACCUGCUUGACACUAAUGACAAUGCUCCGAAGUUCACCUCUGAUUUCUACAUUGCACGGAUCCCAGAGAACUCGCCUGGUGGCUCUAAUGUUGUGUCAGUGACUGCAACAGAUCCAGACUCUGGUCUCUGGGGUGUCGUCAAAUACUCCAUCUAUGGCUCAGGAUCAGACCUGUUUCUCAUCCAGUCGGAUUCAGGGAUCAUCUACACCCAGCCAUGGGCCAGCCUCGACGCUGAAGUCAAAUCCAAGUACAACUUCUAUGUGAAGGCUGAGGACACAGAGGGGAAAUACAGCCUCGCUGAAGUUUUUGUCACUGUGUUAGACCUCAAUGACCACCCACCCGAGUUUAGUAAUGAUUCCCUAGAGAAGACCAUGAUUAUUGGUGCUCCUGUGAAAAUAGAGGCAGUAGAUGAUGAUGCGGAAGAACCCAACAACGUUAUUGAAUACUCCAUCAUGAAGACAGAACCAGACAACAUAUUUGACAUCAAUGCACAGACGGGAGAGAUUAAACUGAAGUCCUACAUCAAGUCUAUGGACAUUGUGCAGAACAUCACUAAUCAGAGAGAUUGUACCUGGUCUGUUGUGGUCCAGGCAAGAGACAGAGGCUCUCCAUCUUUCAGUACCACCACUAUCGUCAAGAUUGACAUCACAGAAGCGACUCAACUCAGGGGACCUUUUGCCUAUUUGUUUAUGCAAAGUAGAGAAAAUCCCAUGCAAAUCCUAGGCUUGUUCGCUGGUGUCAUUAUGGUCAUGGUUACUGUCACAGUCUUGAUAUCUACAGUCUUGUUCUUGCGAAACAAAAAGUCCAACAAGAUCUUGCCUUCCCGACGUAUUAUAAGGAGGAGAGCCAAACAUCGCAAGCAGUGGAACUUCCAGAACCCCUUCAAACCACAGAACAAUGGAGAAAAUUUCAUGAUGAAAGAAACUGACGUUCCAACAGCAGAGAACAUCAACUGUAAUAACAACAGCGUUGGUUCCCGGUGGUCUCCUCCAACACCUCCCAGAGCCCCCAUGCCUCCUCCACUGCCUGGCUAUUCCAGACCUGGGGAUAGAUCAUGGGCAGUACCAACUGUUUCUGCUGCUGUAGCUUCUAAAUCAAAUCGGAGGCCUUGCAAACAUAAACAAGAGAACCCCAUUAACACAGCACUGGUCUCUGAACUCAAACUAAGACUGGAACAGAAGAGGAUGACAAACCGAUACUAGUGCUUUAAUACUUGUGUGUCUGUGUUUGAUCUACGUUUGUAUGUGCUCGCAUUAGACUGGACGUCCAGCCGAGUUUAAGACACGUGCAAACUCUGCUGAUUAUCUGGUCACAAAUCACCUGAGCAAGCUUUGCUCAACUUCUGAGCUUGAAGACACGACUCCAACCGGCGGGAUUGCACUCCUGUGUCACUGCCAAGCAGCCAAGCAUGCAAUCUACUUACUGCAUGUUUUCUAAGUCUUUCCAUCUUGAUCCAGGGCAGCAGGUGGAGCCUGAGAAGGCACUGUGACCCAGGCACUUGCUCACGCUAGGCCAGUAAGCCUGUUUUUCCCAUGUAACGCCUUCUUAUGGCUUAUGGUAACUAAAACCCCAAACUACAAGCUACAGUCUCAGCAAAUAAGGAUUCUUUAUAGUGCUGAAAAUGGGUUUUUUUGAAUCAUCACCCUUGUUGAUGCUACGAAGAACCUCUUUUUUCAGAAAUGACAACCCUUCACAAUUUCCACUUUAUUUCCAGAACAAAUAUGAAUUUCCAAACAAAAAAUAUAUGAUUUGUUAUUUUUUGAGAUUUAUAUAUCUAAGUACCUUAGAUCUUAAUAUUGGAACCUUUUGAUGAAUCUUCACAAUGCCAAACAAUGUACAAUGAUGUGCUGGUUUACAGGUAAUUUAUUUGUAGUGACUUAUUUGAUGUUUUUCACUAUUACAUUAUUACUAUGUAAAUAUUUGUAAAUAUUUACAGGUCCUAGAUGUUUAAAAGAGUAAGUUACGUAUAUUUGGUUUUGUUAUCAAAAUGUCUUGAUUUGUUUAUAUGUAUGCAUUCACUUUUUAUAUAUUUGUACAAAUAUCUGUUGUGACUGUGUAAAAUAAGCUACAUAUAAGUAAAUAUGAAAUGUUACUCAACAAUAUUGGAUAUAAUCUAUUUUGAUGUAAGUUUGUACAUUUUCUUCUCAUACCCUUUAUUAAAUAUGUGUUUAUAUGUGAUUUUAUGUAAAUAAAUUCCACUGGUGAGUAUGGAUU